UACUUGUCGAUUUGCUGCGUGAGCAGAGGGUCAUCAGUAAUUGUCAAUUGCGUGAACCGUUUGCUUUUGUCUUCGUGCCACUAUGUGCUAGUUGGUGAUUGAGGCCUUUUUAAUAGUUGGCGAAAUGGUGUCUCCGAGAUCUGGCGGUGGGACAGUCUCAACAGCUUUACCCGUGCGACCUGUGUGUUCCUACAAUAGUUGUGGUUUCUGUGGUAGGGAUCUUAAGCAUGAAAGAAUUCCUCAACUUUUACCAUGCCUGCACUCUGUUUGCCGGGAGUGUGUUCCCCUGAGUGAAUUACAGAGAGAAUGUCCUGUAUGUGGAAGCCAGUACUUUUCUUCAGAGAUCACUGACAACCCAUUCUUCUCCAAGUUCUCUGACUUAAAACCCCGGUGUGGGGGUUGUGAUGAGCCAGUGGUCUGUGGCUGGUGUGCUGAAUGUGUCGAGCCGCUCUGCUCCGUCUGUGUAGCAGCCCAUAAGAGGGUGAAAUUAACCCGGGAACACAGCGUCCUAUUCCGUUUGCCUCCAGGUUUUAGCAGGGCGGUGUUGUGUCCAAUCCAUAGCAGAGAGCAGAUGAAGCUCUUCUGUGUGACUUGUGAUCAGCUGACUUGCCGGGAUUGUCAGCUAACCUUCCACAGGGAGCACAAGUACAUGCUUGCUCAGGAGGCUUUGCCACAGCAAAGGGAAUGGUUACAGUAUCUGAUGGAGACUGUGAAGAAGCAGAGACCAAUUGUACAGCAGAACCUUCUGGAACUGGAAGGACGGCUUUCCGACUUGGAGGAUCUGCAGGAGAGUUUGAGGGCCGAGGUAAAAGAUAUCCUGAAGGUCAUCUGGAGGGUCCUGGUUAAGAGGGCCAUGCAGCUUUCCAAGGAAAUGCAGGAUCUCUGUCGGAACGAGAGCGAGUGUGUCACGGAGAGACAAGCCCAACUGAGGAAACUGGGAGAGAGGCAGGAGUAUGUGCUGGCCUUUACAGAGAAUACUCUGAAAAAUGAGGACCAAACCUUACUGCUGUCCUGCAAAAGACAGAUCCACGCUCAGCUGCAGGGCAUACUAGCCCAAACCCAGGACCUCUACGCAGUGUCUACUAUGAAGGAGUUGAAGCUUUAUUGUCACCAGGACUUCUUCAGAACCAUUGGGUGCUUUGGGGAAAUAGUGACUAAGGAGGUCCCAUUUGCUCGGUUAAACCUGAAGAAGACUCAUGGAUCUGUCAGCAGUCCCAUUCAAAUCAGUCCUCCCACUUUUUCUUUGGAAAAGCAGAGAAAAGAAACGGCCUCUUCAACAUUGUCACCUUCAUCCCAGGAUGCUUCCAGUAUGUAUAGACCAGCAGGACAGCCAUAUCACUAUGUCCCUCACGCUACCAGGCCCUCUUCUCUGGCAUUAUCUUCCUGUUCAGACAGCCCUCUGUCAGUCUCUUCUACUUCUGCUGUGAAUGCCACCAAUCCCCUGCGUUCUUACAAAAAUGACGUAAACGCUGAAGACCGUGGCUGCUUGUCAUUGUCAGCGGUUUCCCAGAACGGCCCUGUCCCAUGUCACAGGUAUCCCGGCGGUACCUCUGAGACUGACCUGGUGACGGACCCUGGCACCCAGAAUUGUCAUGCCAAAAGAAAAUCGGCGGGUGAAAGUGUGGGUCCUGAAAAUAAACGGUACCGCUUGCCACCCUUGAAGAUACCAGCAGACUCGUCCUGUGAGAGGGAUCCCCCCGUAGAUGCAGAAAAUCAAAUUGCGUACCAGGCUGGCAAAGUAAUGAAAAGGAAAGCUAUGUCUACCAACGUGGACCGGAGUGCAGUGCCACCAGUGGACAACACCCAAGCUACCAAGGUUUUAGUUCACCAUCAAUCAAAUCACAUUACCAAAACAGCCAGUCAGGUGGUUUUUGCUCCUUUCAAACUCCCUGUAACUCGGGGCCCAUCAGCAGCCAGUGACAUUCCCCCUAGCACCCUGAAUGCCCCACCCAGCACUGGAUACAGAAUGGCUGUUCCCCCGUACUUGGUUAUUUCCAACACCGCUCCAGUUUCCAGUCCCACCGCAAAUAUGGGUUGGCUUGACAAUAAAAGCCUGGUUUUUAUUCCUAAUGGCAUGAUCUUCCAGACACCCAUUGGAGGGGUUCAGAACCAACUGCAGGCCGGUUCUGUGCCAGAAGGAAAAUGCCCACAGGGUCUUUUGCAAUGUGUGGAUAACAGGGUGUCUGACAUGAUAACUCGUCAGCCAGCGUCCCCUCCUACGGAAGCUCCUCAGUCACAGUCCACAGACUUCUCAACACACAACACUUCUCAAUUCAAAAUCAGAAUGAAAAUGGUGAAGACUGUUCCUAAGGUUCAGAUCACAAAGCAGCCUGCUAAGGAACGCCCUAUGGAGUCAGGAUUGUGCCAAAAAGAUGAAGUUGCCUCGACUUUCCUUGUAGACCCUACUCCUGUCCAGACAAACUCUAUAAAAAUAGAUAUUGCCCAGACAGAAAUUGACCUCUUCCAGAAGGACUCAAAUCUGACAGUUGUACAGAAUGAGACCCAUCAGGCUAAAAAGACUAAAAACACCCAGAUGGAAAUUGUUCCUGCUCAAGCAAUUGGAAUCAAAGAGAACCAAGUGUGCCAUCCAGUUAAAAGCCCAAUGCAAUUUGUGAGGGCAGAUGUGCUUGACCCUUCUCAAACUGUACACACUAACCAAGCUCACAGUGUCCAAAACAGCAUUGUGCAGACUGAUUCUGGCCAUACAAAAAUUGUCAACAUUAGUACACAAGUAUCUAGUAUAACAAUCAAGGAUGAAUCACCUGCCACAUACAGCUUGUCAGUUACAGGCCCAAUGCAGCCCAUGAAAGUAAUCAUGUCUGACACUCCACACUCUGAAAAUGUUCAGACUGACCAUAUCUACACAGAAAGGGUUCAUGUGACUAAUAAGGCAAAAGCAGGUUUUGUCCAGACUAAGAUGGUGCGUAGGGACUCUGUCCAGAUUGGAACGCCGAGUAGGGACUCUGUCCAGACUGGAACGCAGAGUAGGGCCUCUGUGCAGAUUGAGACAGUUCAGACUGAGAUGGUGCAUAAGGACUCCUUCCAGAACGAAACAGCCCCGAUGGACCUUGUCCGGACCGACACGUCGCAGGUGGACCCUGUCUGGACCGAGACAGUUCAGACUGAGAUGGUGCAUAAGGACUCCUUCCAGAACGAAACGGCACUGAUGGACCCUGUCCGUACCGACAUGUCGCAGGUGGACCCUGUCCGGACCGAGACAGUUCAGACUGAGAUGGUGCAUAAGGACUCCUUCCAGAACGAAACAGCCCCGAUGGACCCUGUCCGGACCGACACGUCGCAGGUGGACCCUGUCCGGACCGACACGUCGCAGGUGGACCCUGUCCGGACCGACACGUCGCAGGUGGACCCUGUCUGGACCGAGACAGUUCAGACUGAGAUGGUGCAUAAGGACUCCUUCCAGAACGAAACAGCCCCGAUGGACCUCGUCUGGACCGACACGUUGCAGGUGGACCCUGUCCGGACCGAGACAGUUCAGACUGAGAUGGUGCAUAAGGACUCCUUCCAGAACGAAACAGCCCCGAUGGACCUUGUCCGGACCGACACGUCGCAGGUGGACCCUGUCUGGACCGAGACAGUUCAGACUGAGAUGGUGCAUAAGGACUCCUUCCAGAACGAAACGGCACUGAUGGACCCUGUCCGUACCGACAUGUCGCAGGUGGACCCUGUCCGGACCGAGACAGUUCAGACUGAGAUGGUGCAUAAGGACUCCUUCCAGAACGAAACAGCCCCGAUGGACCCUGUCCGGACCGACACGUCGCAGGUGGACCCUGUCCGGACCGAGACAGUUCAGACUGAGAUGGUGCAUAAGGACUCCUUCCAGAACGAAACAGCCCCGAUGGACCUCGUCUGGACCGACACGUUGCAGGUGGACCCUGUCUGGACCGUGACAGUUCAGACUGAGAUGGUGCAUAAGGACUCCUUCCAGAACGAAACGGCACUGAUGGACCCUGUCCGGACCGACAUGUCGCAGGUGGACCCUGUCCGGACCGAGACAGUUCAGACUGAGAUGGUGCAUAAGGACUCCUUCCAGAACGAAACGGCACUGAUGGACCCUGUCCGGACCGACAUGUCGCAGGUGGACCCUGUCCGGACCGACACGUCGCAGGUGGACCCUGUCUGGACCGAGACAGUUCAGACUGAGACGGUGCAUAAGGACUCCUUCCAGAAUGAAAUGGCCCCGAUGGACCCUGUCCGGACCGACACGUCGCAGGUGGACCCUGUCCGGACCGACACGUCGCAGGUGGACCCUGUCUGGACCGAGACAGUUCAGACUGAGACGGUGCAUAAGGACUCCUUCCAGAACGAAACGGCCCCGAUGGACCCUGUCUGGACCGACACGUCGCAGGUGGACACUGUCUGGACCGAGACAGUUCAGACUGAGACAGUGCAUAAGGACUCUGUCCCGACUGAGACGGUACUGAAGGACUCUGUCCAGACUGAGACGGUACAGAAGCAGACUGAAACAAUGCAAAAGGAGAUUGAAACAGCAAAUAAGGAUUCUGUCCAGAUUAAGGCAGUGCAGAUUGAAAGAGAACAUGAGGACUCUGUCAGAACUGAGACAGUCCAACCUGGGACUGAGCCCAGGGACUCGGUCCUGGGUCAAAUCACCAAAAGGAAAUCUGCUCCAUCAGAAUUUGCCCAAUUUGAAACUGGGAAGGCUGAACCUGUGGCAGAGGCUGAAAUUGUGCCAACAGAAGCUAUGAAUGACCAGACUGGUACUGCACAGAUGAAACCAGCCCACUACGACACUGGCUGUAAAAACGUUGUAGAGAGUGUAAUUCUAGAUACAGACCGAGCCCCAAAUGAUUUCACUGACAUUAUUCAGACUGAAAUGUCAACUCCCAACAAAUCUGUGGAAUUGGUCCCCAACAGCACUCUGAUCGAGAUAAUAGACCUCACUCUUGACCUCAGCAACGAUCUCUGCUCUCCUGUGGAAGAGGACGAUGUCGAAAUGGAUAAUGCUGUCAAAACCGCUGAGAGGAAAGACACAGGGAUGUCUUUUGGGCUCGAUAGAUUUCUACAGGUGUCUCUGCUUCGGAUGCCGUUCCUCGAUGCCCCUUUGGGAGCCCCAUCGACUUGCUUCUCCCUCACGGGAAUCAAAGAGCAGGAAACUGUAAAGGCAAUCCUCAAAGACACGUCGCCAGAGAGUUGUUCCUCUUCAAGCCCGGACAGCAGGAGGAGCACCCGCCAACGGCGCCCCCAUUUGGGGAGGAGGAAGCACUGCACGGCUUGUAAGACCUCUGGGAAGCUCAUUCAGUGUGUCUGUGGACGGGGCUUCCACAAGGACUGUCACAUUCCACCCGUCAGUUUCUUAGCGACUCUUAGUGAGCGCUGGCGGUGUAUGUUGUGCCGGGACCUCUCCGAUCCGGCUUGGCAGCAGGACUACAGCGAGCCUGACGGGGAAAUGUGUAUGAGCCCUUCUGACCAGAUGAGAUGUGAGCGCCUGCUGCUUGUCCUGUCAUGCAAGAAGUACAGUUUUGUCCUCUACAGACAAGCAAAGCGCUCGUCCCCUUGUCACUACAUGAACAUCAGCCUGAUAAGGGGACGGUUACUGCGGAAACUGGUCCCGCCUUAUCGCACCCCGUCCGAAUUUGUGUCCGAUGUCUGGUUUCUCCUCCAUUUGCUUUUAAAGAAGUAUUCCAAGUCCGUGAACCGACUUAGGGCAUGUUUUAGAAAGGAGCUGGGCAAACUUUUUGAGGGCAUCUUGCCCCCUUCCCUCCUCGUUAACCCCCACCAAGGGGAGGAGGAGGAGGAGGAAAGGAGUGCAGAUCCAGAGGAGAACAAGGAGUUCACCAUGAAGGGAAUCCGAGCUCUCUUGAAGAGAAGCGGUCAGGCAAAUGCAUCUCACACAGGGCUCAAUGAAAGAUAGAGUAUGACAAAAGCCUUUUAUUUGUAUAUGUUCACACAAUUGUUUAACCCAUUGAGAUAUGGUUUGGUUACAACCCGUCUUAUACACUGAGGACACAUUUGCUUUUUGUUUGUGUUCUUCACCUUGUAUUUUCUUGAAAAUAAACAUUUUUUUAGUGUG
Molecule: messenger RNA, 6049 nt
Organism: Esox lucius (northern pike)
Lineage: Eukaryota; Metazoa; Chordata; Actinopteri; Esociformes; Esocidae
Exons: 18
Coding region: 125-5890 (1921 amino acids)
Biological process (GO): positive regulation of DNA-templated transcription
Cellular component (GO): nucleoplasm; chromatin
Molecular function (GO): zinc ion binding; ubiquitin-protein transferase activity
Source: RefSeq, a predicted model, not a curated record